AGAGAGAGAGAGAGAGAGAGAGAGAGGCGGGCACACGCAUUCGCAGUCGCGAUCAGAGCAGGGCAGCGGACGAUCUGCUGCUGGUCGAAUUCGGUCGACGCGACAGGGAGCCGGGGAGUCGGAGGUCGAGGAGGUCUGAGGAGCGCGACUGAUUUUGGAGCGUUCUGUGCGAGCGCCGAGCGGACGAGCGAGCUUCUCGAGCGAGAGGAGGAGAAACGGGUGCUACAAGGGAAGGGAAGGCUAGGAGCCGAGGACGUCGCUCAAUUGCUGGUCAAUGCAGGAGUUGCAGAGCCGGGAUGCUCUUUGCCAUUCUUCCGCAAGACUUGCAGUGGAGUGGACUGUGGAGCGUCACAAGUAGAUUGCGCAUAAAUAGUCGUCGGGUUAAGGCGGGCUUUGUGCAGUUUGGGGGCAGGAAGAUGGGCAGAUAAUGGUCUGAAUCGUUUCGGCGGGAUUAGUCGCAGGCGACACAUGAGUUCCAAGCUUCGCCUCUCUUCGUAAAGUCUGGUUCACGAAGAAGGGUUUGCUUCGACUUCAGAGCUCUUUAGCUAGGACCCUCGUCUGCCAGCGUCGGUGCCCGUUUGGAAGCGUUCCGGUAGGACGACCUGUAUUGAAGGUUAGUUUUUUUAAGAAAUUGUCUCAACCGUCCUGGACAAAUGCUAGUUUUACUUGUCAUCUCGAAUUCGCGUGGGAGAUUAAACUGCAGCAGAUAAAGCCCUCACACUGCAGCAGACCAGGAAAGCUUGAAGUCAAAAUCAGGCAGACAGUUGUGGACGUGCGUUGUAGACUAGGCGAGCAAGUGGUGAAAGAAUUGAAGGGGGAUAAGAUUAUCUAGCACCGGGUGCUAAGUUUAAGGAAAUGGUAUGUUGAAGAAACACUUGAAAGAAGUGGAUAUCGACGGUACGAAGGCUUUGGUCUGCCCAGUUUGUUAUCAGGGAUUGACACUGACAAUAUAUCGCGGUUGGGGUCACGAGAUCUGGUGACAUUCUCCCUUGGCCUACUGUUUUCAGCUACAUCUAUGAGGUCUUCCUGAAUCCAAUUCCUAUCUUGAAAGUUAUCUUGCGAAGGACACCUCGCGAGCAUUGACGGGCUGCCUCCAAUGGAUAGUAGCAACUGGAGGAAUUUACUUCCUCAUGACUCCAGGCAGAAGAUUGUCAAGCGCAUAAUGGAUACUCUUCAAAGACACAUGCCGCCUACUGGGCAGGAAAGUAUGGGGGAAUUGUUGAAAAUAGCUUGGCGUUUUGAGGAAAAGAUUUACCAAGCAGCGACGGACCAGCAAGAUUACCUGAGGAGGAUAUCUCUCAAGAUGCUUUCUUUGGAAACGAAGGCACAAGCAACUCCUACGAACAACAUGACAAGACUAGGAGGAGUGCAGCAGGGUAGUGUAAAACCGUUGGACUCAGGAGCGUUACUCAUGCAAAAUCAGUCUCAAGGCCUGGGCAAUGGACUUCAAAUGCCUGGGCAGGUUAGUGGGCAGGCGCAACAGAGGCAGCAGGUGCUAGCGCAAUCUGUAAUGACUGCGCAAUCUUUACAGAGUAACCUCAACGCAAAUGUGCUCCAAAAUGCCACCGGGCUUGGUCAAACUCUAUCCAACAUGAGUGGAAUGCCUCAAAGUACUCUUACAACCAACUCGGGUCCUAAUAGUGCACAUCCGAAUGCAUCCUUUCUCAAUGCCCAAAGGAUGCAGCAACAAAUUCAGCAGCAACGGGUACAGCAGCAGCAGCAGCAGCAGCAAACGCCUCAGCAACAGCCGCCCUCGGUACAUCAGCAACAGCUGAUCUACCAGCAACGGCUACAACAACAACAACAGCAGCAGCAGAUGAUGAAGGCUAAGUUGCAGCAACAUUCACUCUUGCAGCAGCAGCAGCAACAACAACAGCAGCAGCAGCAGCAACAACAGCAACAGCAGAGUCUGCAGCAACAACAGCAGAGUUUGCAGCAGCAGCAGCAACAGCAGGUGCCUACUUUACAACAGCAGCAGCCGACGAAUCAGUUAAUAUCUCAGGCCGGCAAUGUUACACCCACUUUGCAGCAACAGCAACAACAUCAGCUUAUGCAUCAGCAGCAACUCAUGCAAGCUAAGCAGCAGCAGCAGCAGCAGCAGCAGCAACAACAGCAGCAACAGCAGCAACAGGCUCAACAGCAGCAACAACAACAACCACAACAUCAGGUACAGCAGCAACAGCCAUCUGCCAUUCAGGGUCAAUCUCAGCAACCCCAUCAAUCGCAGCAAGCGAACCCAUCUCAGCAAGCACAGCAGCUUCAACAGCAACCAGCUGUUAAUCAGCAGGCUCAACAAGCUCAACAGCAGAGGCUACAGAACCCUGGUGGACUGAAUCAGCAACAACCCAAUUUAUACGAUCUUCAGCAGCACCAGAAACAGCAACGUGUGUUUCCUGAGGCUUCUACUGCAUCAGUGGAUUCAUCUACACAUUCAGCCGGAGCUUCCGUGUUGGAUCAUCGAGACAUCGUGUGGCCCAAGUUGCAAGUGCUGAAAGACAAGUAUUUGCAAGAUAUGAAAGAAUUGUAUGGCAUGUUGACAACGAGGAGUACGAUGCCGAUGCCGCCUGACCAGCUCCAGAAGCUGAAGCAUUAUAAAGAUGUUCUGCAUCGCAUGAUUCCAUACUUGACGGUACCGAAGGAGAGAGUUCCAAGGGAGUUCAAUCAGGACAAGGUUGAGGCUUUUGAGAAGCAAAUCGUGAACAUUAUGGAGACAUUUAAGCGUCGAAAGCAACCACCGCAGCCAGCCUUACCACCGCAGCAGCAAGGCGGCCAGGCUCCACCUCCAGCGCAACAACAGCUUUUAUCGCAAAUCCAACAACAGGAUAACAAGCAUGUGCAGCAAAUGCCAGUGCCGGGCGUUGGCCAGUCAACUGUGAGCGCCCUUCAGCCCAACAGUUUGGCAGCUAAUUUGGGUCCAACGUUGCAGCAAUCGGGAAUUCCUCCUUUGCAACAAAAUGGAGCUAAUACUGGUCAACCCACUGCAACAUCUCUGCAAAGCAACAGUAUGAGUUCACCCCAGCAAGGCGGUGUGACAUCGCUGCAGGCCAAUGGGAUAAGCGCAAUGCAGCAGGGUGGGCUAAGUACGUUGCAGCAGAACGGGGUGAGUACGUUGCAACAAAAUGGCGUCAAUGCCUUGCAGCAGAACGGGGUAAGUGCAUUGCAGCAGAAUGGAAUCAGUACUUUGCAGCAAAAUAGUGUUAUCCCUUUACAGCAGAGCGUGGCCAAUACCCUUCAGCAAAAUGGGAUUCAGAGUGGGAUGAAUCCUUUACAGCAAACAGGAGCUAGCUCUCUACAGCCAGGUGUAGUUAGUAACUUACAGCAGCCAAACGGAGUUAGCACAUUGCAACAACAAAGUGGAGCCACUGUGCUGCAACCAACUGGCGUGAAUACAUUGCUUCAACCUGGAGCUAACCCAUUGCAGCAAAAUGUUGGUUCCUUGCAACAGCAACAGCUGCUGCACGUGCAACAACAACAACGUUUACUCAAAGAUCAGGAGCAGGCAAAGCAACAACUCCAGCAACGGCAACUUCAACAACAGCAGUUACUGCAGCAACAACAACAGCAACAGCAGCAGCAGCUGCAACAACAGCAGCAGAAGGUCCAGGCUCAGAUGCAUGCCCAUCAGCAUGGUCAGCACAGCCAGCAGCAACUGCAAGACUUUUCUAAUGAUACAUCCUUGAAAUCGAGGCAACUAGCUGCAAAACAAGUCUUACUUCAGCAGCAGCAAAUGAAGCAAAGACAACUCUUUCAGCAGCAAAUGCAACAGCAGCAAGCACAACAGCAGCAGCAGCAGCAGCAACAACAGCUCAAAGUGGGGUCACCUCAAAUGACGCCACAGUUAGUCUCAUCCCCUCAAAUUUUACAAUCUCCCUCACCUCAGAUCUCAAUUACACAGCAAAUGUCCCCGCAACCUGAUCACCAAAGUUUUGCAACACCACUACAGGUUUCCAAAGUAGCUACUCCUUUGCAGGCCACCACACCUCCUCUUAGGACGCCUUCACCUUCUCUGCUUCCAGUUGCUUCUCCACCUCCUCACGAGGAAGGUGACCUAAAAGCCUCCACUCCAGCAACUGCCACACCUGGCACUGUACAGACCCCUCAGCUAGUCGCAGCAACGCCAAGUAGUGCAGUCUCAGUUGGAAUCGGAACACCAGGACCUUCGGUUUCCCCUCUUAUGGUUGACUUUUCACCUAGCCCACAAGACGCAAGGGCCAUUCCUCAAGAUGCGUUACAGGCGUUUUCUCCUGGAACGCCCCUGCUGGACAAAUCAAAUGCAAAGGAUCCUUUGGAGCGACUCUUAACACAGGUUGAUACGUUGUCACAUGGAGUAUUGGACUCAGCAGUUGGAGAAAUGAAUGCCGUAAUUAGUUGUCACGACAAACUUGGAGCAUCUGCUCCUGGUAUUGGAUCGAGAGCCGCAGUAGGGGACGAUCUUUCGUCCAUAACGAGAGCAAGGUUGCAAGUAAGGGGCUGGAUGUCGCAAGAUGGUCCUGUGAAGAAAAAAAUGAGACAGAUGGAUUCUGUGGCGCUUAGCCUCAUCGGGUAUAAUGGGUUAGUGACUAAUAGCUUGCACAGAGCAGAGAGUUUUGACAGCCCCGAGACUCGGCCUAUGACUAUGACAAAUCUUCGAAGUCCGAGAAUGAAGGUACCCAUAGCUGUCAAAGAUGAAAUCAAAUUUGUCAAUCAAACGCUUAUCGACACCGAAGUGGAGAUAAGUGAAGAAGGUACGGAAGAGGCGGCAGCUCAAGGGAAGGAAGGUGUUGUUGUUACCUGUUCGUACAAGGGUGCUGCUGUCAGUCCGAGUUUCACUCAUCGGAAUAAACUGGUCUCGUUGCCCCUUGUAUGGUUACUUAUACCUCCAAGUUACCCCGAGUGCUCGCCCAUAGUGUGGUCAGAACACAUGGCUCCAAAUGCCAGCUAUUCUGUAGUUGCUGCAGCUCGAGAUGAGUUUACAAGAGAGGUAAGAGCUUUGGCUGCACCCGUCACCCUUAAAGACAUGGCUGGCGUUUGGGAUAGAUGUGCACGUCAAGCCCUUGCAGAAGCUGCCACUUUUCAUGGUGGUGGAACGUUCAGCACCCACUUCGGCAUGUGGGAGUCUUUUGUAAGUGCUUAGAGAAGCCCUGCACAAUACGAGCGAGUGCACUGGAAUUGUACACACUCUUUGAGACUUGUCUCUACUAGAGCUUUGUCGUAAAAGUCUUAUGCGUCUUAGUGUAUCGCACGAGGGAGUAACAACCAUCAUAUUUCUGGCGCUCCACCAACUCUUUGGAUUGAAGAUUUUAUCUAUUCACGACUUGAGAAAGACCAGCUUUCAAUGGUUCUGCACACAGUGGAGCAUAAUGAUUAUCCAGCUGGUAGUGUAGUUCAUAUGCAUAUAGGAGGUGUGAGAUAUGUAGGAAAUAGCGUAGCUACAAGUGUUUGUGAAGCAGCACAAUUCAUUUGCUGAUAUAAUAAACACUGCAGUGAAGGAGCGUUCGAAGAGGAAGGAGUGUUCUGAUUAGAACCUCUUCUAGUUCUAGGGGCUUUGAAUGUCUGAUCCUGAAGGCGGUGAACUUUAGAUGUAGUUUUACCUUCUCGUUGUGCAUAGAGUUCUGGAUAGAUUCAUCAAAUACCAGAGUUUAGUUUCUAGUGUACCAUUAUUGUCAUGUGUAUGGCAAUGCUACGUCUCCCACCUGUGUGGGCUCCCCAUCGUUGUAAAUAAUCCCACGAGAUUGGGCUCAUUACGUAGCACUUGAACUUCUGUUCAGUUACUUUAGAUGUUCAAUACACUUAAAGCUGCCAACUACAUGUUCUCAAAAGAUCUCUUGAGGCUAGUUUCAAGAAUGUCCUUCCCUGUUGAGUAGACAGUAGCCCAGGGUUGUAUGCGGAGAACUGUACAAAUUUUUGAGAUGGAUCCUUGACCAUUAAAAGGUGUAAAUUUAUGGCGCCGAUUGAUUCAUGUAUAGUGUUUCACGACUUCUUUUCAAUCUGGUUUAGUAGUUCUUACUUGGAUGAGUGAAGUGGUCUUUUCACGGUGUACUUGGUGAUGUCUCAAUAAAGAGUGAGCAAGUUCAUUCC
Marchantia polymorpha subsp. ruderalis is the source of this 6057-nucleotide messenger RNA. The record is from the annotation of a GenBank genome assembly. Lineage: Eukaryota; Viridiplantae; Streptophyta; Marchantiopsida; Marchantiales; Marchantiaceae.